Messenger RNA from Alosa alosa (allis shad), 1750 nucleotides. Its product is annotated as gamma-glutamylaminecyclotransferase-like. The transcript has 4 exons. The record is from RefSeq and is a predicted model, not a curated record. Lineage: Eukaryota; Metazoa; Chordata; Actinopteri; Clupeiformes; Clupeidae. Bases 259 to 804 code for a protein of 181 amino acids. Gene Ontology annotation, molecular function: gamma-glutamylaminecyclotransferase activity.
CAGGUUAAUUGAUUCGGUGACUUUUCUCAGUGUACACUAGAUUUCUUAUACCACGUGAGUUGAAGACACAAAAAAGAGAAAACUAUCUAUAAUAAUGACGUGCAUGAUUACACUCCUGUACAGUAGGAGGCAGUAAAAAGUGAAAAUAAAUCAUAUGUUGGGGAAAAAAAUCGUCGAAGAAUACAUUUUGUUUCAGCUGUUUCCUGGACAGCGUGUGAAGUGAUCAGUCACCGACUCCAGGUCUCUCCGAUUUAUGGAAUGAGAAUCAAAACAACAUCAUUGCUCACUUCAGCACUUGGCUUAGUGGCCUUUGUGCUUCCAGCAGUCCAGAUGACUCAAAUCUUUGUGUAUGGCACUCUGAAGAAGGGCCAGCCCAACUACUCCAGAAUGUUGGACCCUGCCAAUGGGAGGGCUUCCUUCCUUGGUCGAGCCAGCACCAUUGACAAGUUCCCUCUGGUCAUUGCUGGCCAGUACAACAUCCCGUUCCUCUUGAACAUCCCCGGAAAGGGCCACCACGUCCAGGGGGAGGUCUACUCGGUUGACGACCAGAUGCUGGCUUUCCUGGACCGUUUUGAGAGCAUCCCUGACAUGUACCAACGCACCCUGGUAAAGCUGAAGGUGGAGGAGUGGGCGAAGGAGGGUGGGGCUACGCGAAGCCCAGGGAGCGCGAUGGAGGCUUUCGUGUACAGCACCACCACCUACAAGCCGGAGUGGGUGACGUUGCAGAGUUAUGAGAACUAUGAUGCUUAUGGUGAUCAUGGUCUAGAGUAUGUGACCCGUGAAGCCAGGGAGGAUUCAUUUUGAAUCUUGAAUUUCCCCUUGAGGAUCAAUAAAGUAUCUAUCUAUCUAUCUAUCUAUCAUUAAAAUCCAGUCCAGUCACUGAUCAUCUCUUGUUGUAGGCAAAGUAGUUAGGUCUGACUAAAGACAGUUUUUAAAUUUGUAUGGUUUAAACCUCAGUUUCUUGUGAGUUUAAGGAGUGCCUGGUGAAAAUCAGGUUUAUUAACUGUUGUUUGUAAAUAUAUUUGGCAACAUGGUCUGGUCAAGGUCUGGUAAUGUAGGUCACUUAUACGUCAAGCAAUUUAGGCAUUGUGUAAUGAGGCAUUCUGAUUUGAGUUACUGAAAUUGCAUUGCAUUAUUGUACCUCAGGGUAGGAUCAGUGGACCUCUUGUUUGGGUCCAGAUAUUUUCCACUUCAGGAAUGAUGACAUAAGCUGCCUGUCAUCCUAUCAAUCACUCAGUGUACCAUUUAUCACUGGUUUUACUCUUAGCCCUAAUGGUUUCAGAGUUUAAUCAGACAUAACACUCCAUGUAACUUUACAACAACCAUUCCAUCAACUAACCAGAUCUCCAGGAAUUGAAAUGUGUUCAUGUUCUACGUCCUGCUUUCAUGAGUAGGUAGUUUAUGGCAAAUAGGAUAACAUAUCUGUUAGUUAUUGCUGCUGCAAAAGCACAAGUAAUCAUAUUUUCUUAAGAUUAUAGAACUAACUAUAACUAAUAGGUUUUUAUGUGAUGCAUUUUACCUAGUUUUUAAAAGCACAAGUUAUCAUAUUUUCUUAAGAUUAUAGAACUAACUAUAACUAAUAGGUUUUUAUGUGAUGCAUUUUACCAAGUUUUUAAAAGAGGCACUUUACUUGACUAUGUUUUUGACAAAUGUGUUUGAUUACGUAAAGACAGUUCUGCAUAAUAGAUAAAUGAUUGUUAAUUAGUAAGUACUAAUAGAGUUGUGGAAAUAAAGGCACUUAUUUGGACAA